AUGUCCGAACCAACUGAGAAGAUCGCCGGCUCCACAGAGCCGGUGGUAGACUCCAAGCAGCCUGGUACUCCCGAUGCCCCCGAAAAGAAGAAACGGGAGUACAAGGACUUUGGUCACGAAGAGGAAGAGGUUACACACGCCAAAGUGGAUAUGUCCCAGAUCCAGCUUCGUGCUGAGGACUUGUAUGACAAGGAAAAGGUCGAUCUCGAGACCAUCGGUGUCGACGAUGUCUUCAAGCUUCUCCAGUGCGACGACCAAGGCUUGACUCCUGAAGAGGCCAUUCGCCGUCUCGAGCUGUUCGGUCCUAACAGGCUUGAAGCGGAAGAACAAAACCCUUUCCUGCAGUUCCUCGGUUUUAUGUGGAAUCCCUUGUCUUGGGUCAUGGAGGGUGCCGCUCUCGUUGCUAUCGCUCUGUCCAACGGCGAGCACAUGCCCCCUGACUGGGAGGACUUUGUCGGUAUCAUUCUACUUUUGCUCAUCAACUCGGCCAUCGGUUUCUACGAGGAGCGUAACGCUGGUAACGCCGUCAAGGCUCUCAUGGACUCGCUUGCGCCGAAAGCCAAGGUCAGGCGUGGCGGUACAUGGAGUGAAAUCGAGUCGUCCGACCUCGUCCCUGGUGAUAUGGUCUCGUUCAAGAUUGGUGACGUUGUCCCUGCGGACUGUCGUCUGACUGAAGCCAUCAACGUCUCCAUCGACCAAGCUGCGCUCACCGGCGAGUCUCUUCCUCAGAGCAAGAAGACGGGUGACCAAUGUUUCUCUGGUUCUACCUGUAAGCAGGGUGAGGCCGAGGGUGUUGUCAUCUCCACCGGUCCCAACACGUUCUUCGGUCGCGCUGCGUCGCUUGUCGGUCAAGAUGACGACUCCACUGGCCAUUUGCAGAAGGUCCUUGCCCAAAUCGGUACCUUCUGUCUUGUCUCCAUUGGUAUCUUCGUCAUUGCCGAGAUCUUCUGCUUGUACGCUGGCUUCCGCUACCAGUAUCGUCGUGGCCUCAACAACAUCCUGGUGCUCUUGAUCGGUGGUAUCCCCAUUGCCAUGCCCACCGUUCUGUCCGUCACGCUCGCCGUCGGUGCCCAGCAGCUCGCGAAGUACAAGGCCAUCGUCACUCGUAUCACUGCCAUCGAGGAGCUUGCCGCCGUCACCAUCUUGUGCUCUGACAAGACUGGUACGCUCACCACGAACAAGCUCACCAUUGAUCGCGAGACCGUUCGUACAUAUGGUCCCUUCACCUCAGAGGACGUCAUUCUUCUGGCUGCCUACUCAUCGCGUACCGAGAACCAGGAUGCCAUCGAUGCUUGUGUCGUCGGCGCCCUUGGCGACACCUCUCGUGCCCGCGCUGGCAUCAAGCUCCUCGACUUCAAGCCUUUCAACCCCGUCGACAAGCGCACGGAGAUCACCUACCUCGAGGAGUCUUCCGGCAAGCUCAAGCGUGUCACCAAGGGUAUGACCGGUAUCAUCAUCGAGCUCUGCACACGUAACAAGACGGACGAGAUCGAGAACCGCCUCGAGGCUGACGUCGAGGAGUUCGCCAUGCGUGGUCUUCGUGCUCUUGCAGUUGCGUUUGAGGAGGUUGAUGGCACCGACUAUGAGGCUGAGGGUAACGGCUUUGAGCUCAUUGGUCUUCUGCCCAUCUUCGACCCUCCUCGUGAGGACACCAAGCAGACCAUCGACGAUGCCCAAGCCCUCGGUGUUCGCGUCAAGAUGGUUACCGGUGAUCAGCUCGCCAUUGCGAAGGAGACCGGUCGUCGUCUCGGCCUCGGUGACCACAUGUACCCCGCCAAGGUUCUCAAGGACGGCCCCGCGCCCGGAGGCAAGCACGGUUCGCUUGACGAGAUGAUCCUCGACGCCGACGGCUUCGCUGGAGUCUUCCCCGAGCACAAGUACGAGAUUGUCAAGCGUCUCCAGGGUCUCGGCCACUUGGUUGCCAUGACUGGUGACGGUGCCAACGACGCGCCCGCGCUCUCGCGUGCCAACGUCGGUAUCGCCGUCGAGGGUGCUACCGAUGCUGCCCGUGGUGCCGCCGACAUCGUGCUCACGGAACCUGGUCUGUCGACGAUCGUGCACGCCAUCCGCGGUUCGCGUAUCAUCUUCCAGCGUAUGCGCAACUACUCCAUCUACGCGUGCGCCGUCACCAUCCGUAUCGUCGUCUGCUUCGCCAUCCUUGCCUUCGCGUUCAAGUUUGACUUCCCGCCUUUCAUGGUUCUGGUCAUCGCCCUGCUCAAUGACGGUACCAUCAUGACCCUCUCGGUUGACCGUGUGUUGCCUUCGGACACACCGGACAGCUGGGACCUUGCUGAGAUCUUCUCAUAUGCUGUCGCAUACGGUCUCUACCUCACGGCCUCUACGAUUGCCCUCGUCGCUAUCUGCAUCAAGACUGACUUCUUCUGGCGCAAGUUCGGCGUCGUGUUUGAAGGCGGCGCGACGAUGGCCACGAACCACAACGACCGCAUCUUGCACUCGAUCGUCUACCUCCAGGUUGCGAUCAUUUCGCAAGCACUGAUUUUCACCACGCGUUCUCACAGCUUCUUCUUCAUGGAGCGCCCCUCAGUCGCGCUCUUCUGUGCCUUCUGUAUCGCCCAGCUCAUCUCGACCAUCAUUGCUGUGUAUGGCAACUGGGGCUUCACGGACAUCCACGGCAUCUCUGGUGGCUGGGUCGGUAUUGUCUGGGUUUGGGACAUUGUCUGGUUCGUGCCCCUCGACUGGAUCAAGUUUGCGAUGAAGGCGACGGUCAUCAAGAAGCUGCGCUCGCGCCACAACGAGGCGGUCGCGCAGGCUGCCAAGGCCUCCGCCUCCGGCGUCCCCGCGACCCGCACGACCUCGCGCGUCGAGUCCCUGUAUGCGAACCGCACGUCGUUCCUCAGCCGCGCGGCACGCAAGGUUGGUCUCGGCCAGAAGAUCUCCGUCAACCCCGAGGAGCUGCAGCGCUUCAGCAGCAUCCAGGCACAGCGCGCCGGCCAGACGCUCGCGCGCAACCCCUCGCGUGCGGCUGCAUAG
Postia placenta MAD-698-R-SB12 is the source of this 2991-nucleotide messenger RNA. RefSeq lists its product as hypothetical. Gene Ontology annotation, cellular component: plasma membrane. The coding region runs from base 1 to 2991 and encodes 996 amino acids. Lineage: Eukaryota; Fungi; Basidiomycota; Agaricomycetes; Polyporales; Adustoporiaceae. Gene Ontology annotation, molecular function: ATP binding; P-type proton-exporting transporter activity; ATP hydrolysis activity. The transcript has 6 exons. The record is from RefSeq and is a predicted model, not a curated record. Gene Ontology annotation, biological process: proton export across plasma membrane; regulation of intracellular pH.